Messenger RNA from Papaver somniferum (opium poppy), 1917 nucleotides. RefSeq names its product protein DEK-like. The coding region runs from base 99 to 1706 and encodes 535 amino acids. Gene Ontology annotation, cellular component: nucleus. Lineage: Eukaryota; Viridiplantae; Streptophyta; Magnoliopsida; Ranunculales; Papaveraceae. Gene Ontology annotation, molecular function: DNA binding; histone binding. Gene Ontology annotation, biological process: chromatin organization; regulation of double-strand break repair. The record is from RefSeq and is a predicted model, not a curated record. The transcript is spliced from 11 exons.
UUCUCUCUACUAAGAUCAACACAACUUCUCUCUCCUCUAGGGUUUCUCUCCAAAGAAAAAAAAAACCCAAAUCGAUUUCUUGAUUUUAACAUCAAUCCAUGGCUACUACUGAAAACCUAAAGAAGGUUGAUGAGGAGGUACUAACACCUCCUUCUGAUACAGAAAUGGCGGAGAAAGAUGAGGAAAGUGGAGGAGAAGAGAAAGAAGAGGAAGAAGAGAAAGAGAAUACUAAGCCUAAAAUUGAGGAAUCAAAGAAACGGAGAGGAAAUAGAAAGAAAAGUGAGGAGGAAGUAGAUGAGGAGGAAGGAGAGGAGGAAGUGAAGGAGAAGAGUAAUAAGAAGAGAAGAGGAAGUUCUGGUUCGAAUGAAGCACCAGUGACACCAAUUGAUAGGCCUUCCAGAGAAAGGAAAACUGUGGAGAGGUAUUCAGCUCCUUCUAUUGAAAGAAGUGCUACACCUAAAAGCUUGUCCAUUGAGCAGGGUCCUGGAACUCAAUUGAAGGACAUACCAAAUGUUGCUUUCAAGUUAUCAAAGAGAAAACCUGAUGAUAGCCUGCAGAUGCUUCAUGCAAUUCUGUUUGGGAAGAAAGCAAAGGUGCAUCUUUUGAAGAGAAAUAUAAACCAGUUUUCUGGCUUUGUGUGGGUGGAAAAUGAGGAAAAACACCGGGGAAAGUUAAAGGAAAAGCUUGACAAAUAUGUUAAAGAAAAGUUAAUGGAUUUCUGUGAUAUACUUGAUAUUCCAAUCAUUAGGACGAGAAUAAAGAAGGAGGAGCUCGUAGAAAAACUUGUUGAGUUUUUGGAAUCUCCACAUGCUACAACAGAAGUUUCACUUGCUGAAAAGAAACAGUUGGAGGAAGCAAAAAAGAAAAAGAAGAGGUCCAAAGCAAGUGGAGAGACACAAACCAAGAAACGGAAGCAAAGCACCGAAGUUAAAAAGAAGAAAGAGAAAGAGAGUUCCUCUAAAGUGGAGGAAAAGGAAGAAGAUGUAGAUGAAGCUGACUCUGCGGAAACUGGAGGUGAGUCCGAUGAGGAUUCAGAGCAGAAGGAAGCAAGUGAUCAAGGAGAUAGUGAAUCAGAGGAAGCAGAGAAAGAAAAGGAGCAAGAGAGCAAACGAGGUUCUGGUAAGAAGAAAACGAAAGAGGGAUCUGAGAUGAAGCCUGAGGUUGAGAAGGGUACUCCUGCAAAAACUGGAAAAAGCCCUGCAAAAUCUUUGGAAAACAAAAAGACGCCGGCUUCCAAGAAAAGUCCUAAGGUUGAUGAUAAUCCUUCUGGAUCAGCCAAAGCCAAGAUUUUGAAAAGUAAAAAGAAGAAAGAGGAUGAGAAGAAAAGCCAGAAGAAUCAGGAUGCCAAAAAUGAAACAAGCAAUAAAAAGUCCAAGACUGUUGGAAAGUCUUCUGGCAAGGAACAAGGUAAGGGAAAAGCAAGUGCUAAGCCAAAGACAGAACCCAGCAGAGAAGAGAUGCAUGCUGCAGUGAGUAAUAUACUGAAAGAAGUGGACUUCAACACCGCAACUUUAUCUGAUAUUCUCAGACAACUAGGGACCCAUUUUGGUAUUGAUCUAAUGCACAAAAAGGCAGAGGUGAAGGGCAUAAUUGAAGAUGUGAUAAACAAUAUGACAGAUGAAGAGGAGGAAGAGGGAGCUGAAGAUGAGAAUGCUGCGAAGGAGGGUUCAGAAGAUGAGGCAGACAAAGAUAACAGCGAUUCUUAGUUUCUACAGCUAGUAGUACAACAGGCUUGUAAGCCUUCUUUUUUUCUUUUUCUUUUCUUUAUCAUUUGUACAAUAGAUGUUCACUUAUCUCUUGCUUCGCGGGAUAAUUGAUUGCCCCUAUAUUUUUUUUCCUUAACUGGGUUUGCUUGUACAAUAGUCAGUCAUGCAUGUAUUUUUUAGUUUAUUCAGUAAAUUUCCUUUUCUCUUUUCA